AUCCAAUAAAGGAAACCAAAGGCUCACAAGUAUCACAAGUUGAGUCACAAACAUUAAAGUCCGCAACUUUCUCAGAAACUAGAGCCACGGUUUCUGUUUCUUUUGUGUUGUUUCAAUGGCAACCUCAGUUUCUGCAAGUUUGAGUUCGUCGUUCCAUGGAAGCUGGGGGAGUUCGGUUGUCGGAGAAGAUUAUGGGACCCUGGUGAAGGCGGUCCCGAACCAAGUGAGAGUUGGGAAGGCAGUGAGAGCGCAGCCGAUGAUGAAGAACAUCAAUGAAGGCAAAGGUGUCUUUGCACCUCUUGUUGUUGUCACACGUAACAUUGUUGGCAAGAAGAGGUUCAAUCAGAUUAGAGGCAAAGCUAUUGCUUUGCACUCGCAGGUGAUUACCGAAUUCUGCAAAUCGAUCGGAGCAGACGCGAAACAAAGGCAAGGACUGAUCCGGCUGGCGAAGAAGAACGGAGAACGGCUGGGGUUCCUGGCAUGAUAGAAUCAGUAAAUUUUCAUACUUCAUUCUAAAACGACUUCCACAUGCAUAUACUCCCCACCAGCUGGGAUUCCUUCAACAUCACCACAAUGUAUAAUUUGAUGUCUGCUCUCCAUAAUAUAUGCACUUUUCGUGAUCA
Molecule: messenger RNA, 623 nt
Organism: Malus domestica (apple)
Lineage: Eukaryota; Viridiplantae; Streptophyta; Magnoliopsida; Rosales; Rosaceae
Product: protein PROTON GRADIENT REGULATION 5, chloroplastic
Biological process (GO): response to high light intensity; photosynthetic electron transport in photosystem I
Cellular component (GO): chloroplast
Molecular function (GO): electron transfer activity
Source: RefSeq, a predicted model, not a curated record